Molecule: messenger RNA, 1611 nt
Organism: Morchella sextelata
Lineage: Eukaryota; Fungi; Ascomycota; Pezizomycetes; Pezizales; Morchellaceae
Exons: 4
Coding region: 1-1611 (536 amino acids)
Source: RefSeq, a predicted model, not a curated record
AUGUCUACCAUUAAAUGUGUCCAAUGCAAACGGGACAAAUCUGUUCUGGAUUAUGAUCAAGAUAGACAUGGUGCACCACGUAAGACCUGUCAAUCAUGCUUGCAAUGUCAGCGCGAACAACGCAGGGUCAGAGCGGAGUCUAGGCAAAUUCAAGCGAAUCAAAAUAUUGAGCGUGCUCCUAUACAACCUGUCGGUACUAUUGCUCCCCUCGCUUUCAUAUCUUCCCGUUUGUACUGGAAUCGAUUGGAACUUGGGAACAUGAAUGUUGUUUGUUCUUCGUGCCAUGCCCUGCACUGGCUGGGGGAAUGUGUGGGUGGCACCGCAGCCGCCCCAACCUUUCAGAGCUGCUGCAAGAAAGGCGAUGUUAUCUUACCAGCUAUAAAACGAGCACCACCUUACCUUCAAUACUUACUGGAAUCUUUGGACACCAUAGCGAGACAAUUUCGGACCAAUAUACGGGAAUACAAUGGUGCACUUACCUUUACGUCUGUCAAAUUUACCGCUGAUAACCGUCCUGCUGCACAAAACGGUGGAAUUACCUGUUUCCAAAUUCAUGGGGAACUAUUUCACAUGCAGGGUCCUCUGCAACCUGCACCGAAUACAACACCCUGUUUCGCUCAACUCUAUUUCUACGAUCCCAUUUAUGCAUCUCAAAUUCGCCAUUCAGCACACCCAAGACUCAACCUUGAGAUUCUACAACGUAUUACUGCUGAAUUGAAUACCGUCAACCCAUUCAUAACUCUUUACAAAACCGCAAAAGAACGUUUGGACUCCCUACCAGCUGGGGAAAGCAAUGCAAGAGUUCUUCUGAACCCACAACUACAGUUAAUCAUUGAAAGUGAUGCGGACAAGCGGCGUAACAAUCUCCCUACCAGUUAUGAGAUUGCUAUAAUCAUUCCUGAUGAAUACGAUCAAGCUGGCUUUCGUGAUAUUGUGUUGGCAAACAGGAAUCCAGACCCGAAUACAGCUUUCAGUAUUAUCAAUCCAAAUCACGCAGCUUAUAUGCCAUUGCAUUAUGUUCUACUAUUUCCGAAUGGAGACUUGGGAUGGCAUUGGAGUUUACAAUUGAGAAACGAAAUGCAGCUUAGAAAGAAUCUUCGAUUAAGUCAGAGAGCAUUUUACAGAUACCGUCUACAUUCACGUGUCGAUGAGCCCAGGACUAUCUUUCAAGCUCAACGUUUAUUCCAACAAUACUUGGUUGAUGCAUGGGCCGCAUGUGAUCAAAACAAACUCAACUGGAUUCGCCUCAAUCAAGGACAACUCCGAUCAGAUCUUUAUAAUGAUCUGUCUGAUGCAAUGCUCCGAGAUGAUUUUAGCGCCGAGCAGACUGGCAAGCGGAUUAUUCUACCAAGCAGUUACAGUGGUGGAGAUCGGUAUAUGCAACAACUCUAUCAAGACUCCAUGGCUAUUGUUCGGCACUUCGGUCGGCCAAGUCUCUUUAUAACAUUUACCGCAAACCCCAAAUGGAAAGAGAUCACCGAUGAGCUUCUCCCCGGGCAAAGUCCUGUGGAUCGGCCAGAUCUGAUUGCACGCGUCUUUCACUUAAAACAACAACAGCUUCUUCAAGAACUUGUAAUGGCAGCCAUGUGGUUUGGUUAUGCGAGGUGUUAG